AUGCCUCUUGGUUUAGAAAUGGAACAGAAGUCCAGUAUGAAAGAAAGUGACUGGUUCCUGAAGAAGCUGUGCAGGAAGGCUGCGGACAGGUGUCUCGACUUCAACACCUGCGGAUUAACAGCAGCAGCCACGAAGGAAGUAGCUGUUUUGCUGCCUUUCCUCUCAGACGUGGAGGAACUGGACAUUUCCUGGAAUGAUUUUGUCAGCGGGACCCUCCAUUUGUUCACUGAGCAAAUGCAUCUGGUCAGCAAGCUGAAAGUCCUCAGGCUGCGUGGCUGCGGACUCACCACUGAGGAUGUUCAAACUCUGGGAGCCGCUCUUGAAAUGAUACCUGCACUUGAAGAAUUGAGUUUAUCCUGGAACAGCAACGUGGGAGGAAAGUUGCCUCAGGUUCUCCAUACAUUCCGAAAAGGGAGCAAGAUUCGAACACUUGAGCUUGCGGACUGUGCCCUCACGUCACAGGAUGCGGAAUUUGUGGGUCACUUGCUACCUAAGCUGCAGAGACUCGAAGUAUUUGAUCUUUCCAUUAACAGAAACAUUGGCAGUAGUCUAGACAUCAUAGCACAAGGAUUAAAAAGUACCUCAGGCCUGAAGGUAUUGAAGUUGCAUUCCUGUGGAUUAUCCCCAAAGAGUGUCAGAAUAUUGGAUGGUGCCUUUGCAUCCUUGGAUGUGCUGAGGACACUGGAUCUCUCCGGCAACAAGGAGCUGGGCGGAGGCUUUGAAGAAGUACCUGCUCAGCUGGCCUUGCUGGAGCAUCUGGAAGUCCUAGAUCUUCACCAGUGCUCACUCACAGCCCAUGAUGUGGAGUCACUGACUCAGAUAAUCCCUUUACUCUCAAACCUUCAAGAGCUGGAUUUAUCAUCCAACAGAAAGGUGGGCGGCUCUUCCGAAAACCUACUCAGCAGGCUCCGAUUUUUACCGGCACUGAAGUCAUUACUGAUCAACGGUUGUGCUUUGGAAAGUGAGACUUUCACAGCCCUUGCCGAAGCCUCUGUUCACCUCCCUGCCCUGGAAACACUCAACCUUUCUUGGAACAAGUGUGUUGGUGGGAACCUGGAGCUCCUUCUUCAAACACUGAAGCUGUCAAGGUCUCUCCGAGUGCUGAGGCUGAGCAGCUGUGCCCUGGUGACAGAAGACCUGGUUCUCUUGGCCUCAGCCAUGCGGACAGGCCACUUAGCCGAGCUGCAGAAGCUUGACCUGAGCUACAACAACAGCGUCUGUGACACCGGAUGGGCCAUCUUCUGCCAAAACCUCUGCUUCCUUAAAAACCUAACUGAACUAGACAUCAGCCUUGGGCCAUCGAGUUCCCGGGGUUGUGGGCAAUGGUUUAGGCACUUAUUAUGUGCUGUGACCAAACUUCCUGUGGUCACUGAGAUAGGGAUGAGGAGAUGGGCUGUCCCAGCCUCACAGGAGGAGGAACUAGAAUGCUUCUUUACCCAUGACCACAGAAGGGGCAUUCACUUUGACCAUGGUGGUUUUCAGUGGGCUGCUCCCUAAAGAAUGAACACAUCUCCAAUGGAGCAAAAGAAUGUGAAUGAAUUGUGAGGGGCCAGCCCCCACAUUUAUUUACCCCAGGAACUCUUGAGGAAUGAGGGAUAAGAGACUUAGUUAGACAUAGAUGGGGAGAAAAACAGAUAGAGA
This is a messenger RNA of Peromyscus eremicus (cactus mouse), 1641 nucleotides long. RefSeq names its product leucine rich repeat containing 31 (gene Lrrc31). The coding region runs from base 1 to 1497 and encodes 498 amino acids. The transcript has 8 exons. The record is from RefSeq and is a predicted model, not a curated record. NCBI's taxonomy places the organism in Eukaryota, Metazoa, Chordata, Mammalia, Rodentia, Cricetidae.